AUGACGCAACGGGUUACCGCGCAGCGCUUUCGCCAGCGCAAGUUGUCGACCAAGCAGAACCUCGCCGUCCUGCGCGAGAACGAGGUCGAGCAGCAGCUGGACGACGACGCGCAGCGGCACAUUCCCAAGGUCGAAACCGGCGUCGAGAAGGGCGAGGAGAUUGCUGUCAUCUCUGCUUCCCAAGCCGCAGCAACCGGCGGAAAGGUCGCCCAGCUCUAUAUUCCUACCCCAGAUGCUGUUGCCAGCAAACUCUCCUACGAGGAUCUCUAUGUCCUCAAGUUCAACCAACCCGCCACCUAUAUCCGCUUCUCGUCCACCGUCGAAGACUGCGUAGGAUGUCCGUACUGCAUGGACCUGGAGGACAAGGCGUUCCUCAAGUCCAUGAACGAGCGCAUCGUCGGCCACAGGAAAGGCAGAGCCGCACAGGCCGCCAUCUGCUCCGACAAUGAGUUCGAAGAAGUCAUGAACUUCUUUGAGGAGACGUCCCAGACCAAGCAGCCCUAUGCCGCCGUCGACAGUCCCCCGGUCAUCACCUACGAGGAAAUGGAAGCCGAGUUCGACGAGACCAUCAGUAUCUCGGCUCGCAGUUUCGCAAAGGACAUCUAUGAGCACUGGAAGGCCCAGCGGUCAGCGACAGGCAACCGCAGUCUGAUGCCGGCGCUCAAGUUCGAGAGAAACAUCGAGACAGACGAUGCUGAUCCCUAUGUGUGCUUCCGACGACGCGAGGUCCGGCAGAUUCGGAAGACGCGUGGCAGAGAUGCACAGAUUACCGAGAAACUCAAGAAGCUGAGAAAGGAACUGGAGGACGCGCGACAUCUUAUGGCUCAAGUGAGGCGGAGGGAAGGUAUGAGCCAGGAAUCGUUGGCAACUGAUAGAGAUGUCUUCGAUCAACGCGUUACUCUCAAAGACCACAAGAGGAAAUUGGGUAUCAAGGAAAACGACGAAGACCUCAUCAACCAAAAGCCCGCCCCCAGACCGAAGCCCAGGGUGGAUCCGUCUGCAAUGCAGCGAGGUAUUCCUGGCAUGAUCCAGAAACCCCAGAUCGCACGUGCCGAUGGUCGCCCGCUCGAUUCUGACCUGGUGUCGUUGCAGGAACAGGAGGAGAAGAGGGAGAAAGGCAUCCAGGCCUUCAUCGACGAGCACAAGGAGAAGCACCGGAAGUGGAACGAGAAUUGGCAGGACGAGACUUGGAGGCCCAUCACACCACCGCUCGAGACGGCCUUAUCGAGGAGCACCUUUGUUCCCGUAAGAGUCGAGCAACUGCCCACGCCUCCAGCAUCCGUGUCAUCCGAGACCUCUGGUGAAAACGCGAUCGCUGAUCAAAGACCAAACAAGCGUAGGACGCCCGGUGUGACGGGAAGCGGUAUGGAACUGCGUAGCCACAGGUUCUCUCCACCACCGGAGGAUGUUCCCUGGGCUCAAAUUCCACGAUUCCGAGCGCGCACUGGUCGAGGUGGAAGACUUAUGAUUGACCGUCGCGGCCACCUUGAGCGCAAGGAAUACGAUCUCCGAGGCGGACGACGACCAUGGGAAGAAGAGCGUCGCGCGGAUCUGUACAAGUAUUCGGGUGAUAGUAGCGAGGACGAGCAGGAGAUGAAGGUUGACCACAAUGACAAUCUCCAUAUCAGAUAUCGUAUGAUGCUGGAGAGGAGCGGAGAGAAGGGGCAGGCCUCAGCCCAGUCCAGGAGGAGCAUCGAUCAUCUUCAACAUGCCCGAUCGGUAUCCGGAGGCCAUCUCGUACCGCCAUCAAGUGGCUGA
Molecule: messenger RNA, 1758 nt
Organism: Mytilinidion resinicola
Lineage: Eukaryota; Fungi; Ascomycota; Dothideomycetes; Mytilinidiales; Mytilinidiaceae
Exons: 3
Coding region: 1-1758 (585 amino acids)
Biological process (GO): regulation of transcription by RNA polymerase II
Cellular component (GO): piccolo histone acetyltransferase complex
Source: RefSeq, a predicted model, not a curated record